AUGGGGUGGGAGAACUACUUGUCGUACCUGGUGACCUCCCGAUGCUUUCGCUCCAACUCUUCAAGUCAAGAGUUUCAGGAAGCCUCAAGCAACGUGGGUUCCACCUUGCAUGGAUGGGUGCUAGUUCUUGCAGGAGGGCUUCACUCCAGAGACCAUGCCUUAAACUGGUACCACUCGUCGGUGGAGGUAUUUCCCGUCUUGCUGGUUGGCUUCACGGUCUUUCAGCAACAGCAGGCUCAAGCCGCUCGCCCAAAGACUGGCAACGAGGAGGAUCCCCAGAACCUGGUGCUGCAGGUGCUGCCGUGGAUCUCUGUUUACUUCAUCGGGAGCUUAUCCCUUCAGCUUCCGCAGGCCGUGUCGGUGUACUACUCCAUGAACACCGCCUUGUCAGUGCUGCAGACCGCUGUCGUGAAGUUCGGAUUGCGGCAGGAGAUCCCCGGCUAUGAGGAAUUCGAAAGGACUGGAAAGUUUCCGGAUGGCACUUUCGAGAAUAUGGUGAGGUUCAGCGCUUCAUGUCUUCGCUCCUUGGAAGGUUUGCGUCCGGCGCUCCUGUUGUUAAAGCCUCUUGGCAGGUCCCAAACACCGCCACCAAAGACACUCCACGAGGCUGCGCUGAGAGGAGAGGUAAAGUUCAUAGAAGAGAUGCUGGCAGAUGAGAGCCUAGACAUCAAUAAGUGGGACGAGAAGAAGAUUUCGCCUUUGGGCUACGCCGUUGCUUGUGGCCACCUCGACGCCGUGAAGGUGCUUUUGAAGAGAGGUGCUGACGUGACGAUGAAAGACGGUCAGGAUAAUACAAUGCUGCACUACGCCGCCGGUUAUGGCCACAUGGCUGUCCUUGAGGAGUUGCUCGAGGCGUCUGACAAGGUUUGGAAGGACAACGACUGGUGCACAUUCAGAAACAGCAAAGGCCAGAGCGUCGUCGACGCUGCGCGUGUGAACAGGAAGGGCCAGGUUGUGGACUUCCUUUGUGAGCGCCUGGGCGUCGAAGCCCCUGCCCGGACCCUGGUCAUCAGGACAACCAAAUACCUCCGACAUUUUCAGCCACCCCAAUCUAAGGAAGUGAAGGCGCCAAUCGCCGUGACGGCGAGUGGCAGCCUGAGGUUUGUCAAGUCUCCAUUCAUCUCCUAUAGCCCAGCCGCUUUCAGCGAGUUUGCAUGCAUAUCAACUCUGGAGAUGGAUCGCCCUAUCCCUGACAGAAGCGGCUCGAAAAUGACAAAGUUGAUUUCUGACUCCUUUGGCGGAGGUCCGGAAGCCGGCAAAGAGUCGUCGGAAGCCGUCCGACGCCCGGUCCGGGGAUCGGACGCCGACCGAUAUGCAUUGCAUGCAGUUUUUCGUGCACAAAUCUUCGUGAAGCAUGCUUGCAUGCUUGGAUGCAUACAUCCAUCCGUCCGUCCGUGCACACAUACAUACAUACAUACAUACAUACAUACAUACAUACAUACAGACACACGUAAAUACAUGUGGUAUAAUUUAUACCGGCAUAAUCACACAUACGCAAUCAUGUGA
Messenger RNA from Symbiodinium necroappetens, 1506 nucleotides. The record is from the annotation of a GenBank genome assembly. NCBI's taxonomy places the organism in Eukaryota, Dinophyceae, Suessiales, Symbiodiniaceae.